CUCAGAAGAGGGGGGGCAGUGCUGCUUCCUCGCACCUCUCAGAUGUAGCAGAAUAAGAUGCUGAAGUUCUUCUCCUCCCGGGAUGAUGAGAAUGAAAGCCUUUUGGGUGAAAUAACUGAGGAUGAGGCAGACAACCUGUCUCUUCAGGACACCAAGCAGCCCUGGCUGAACAGGCCCUACCUCCUGGUCCUCAGAGACGGGACUGUGACCAAACCUGGACUGGGCUGCAGUCAGAUCCCAGCAGAGUCUCUGUCUAAAGCCGCCUCAGGUGCAACGUUCCUAAGCACAGCCAGACCAUGUGAGCAGAAACCACCAGAAGCYGCUCCACGCUCCCAGCUGAACGACAGCAGCUGCACCAUGACUGCAGUCUCCCCGUGGGGCAACGGGGGGUCCUCCAGCUCCCUGGUUUUGAGUCCUGCUGAGGUCGCAUGGCCUGAGGAGAAGGAAGAGGCGGAGGACAAGAAGCCGCAGAUUCUCCCAUCAAAGGAGGAGUCUGUGAUUGAAGAGAAGGAGCUGGAGGAAAGUGGGAAGGAGCUGCAGGAGGAGUCCUGCAGCUUGGCUGCUACUGCAGCGGUUUCCCAAGAGGAGCUGGGGGCCGGGGGGCCCGGGGAGUGUCCGAGCCAGUUUACGAUGACCAGAUCAGAUGGAGGAAGCGAGAUGAGCAAGGCCCCGGCAGCCAACCUAGAGGGAGCCACGAGGGAGGGUACAGUUCCUGAUAACGAGUCCCAGAUGAGCCUGAUKGGAAUUCUGUCCAAGGACCGAGGAGCUGUUCUCGGGGACGUGGCUCCGGUGUGGGUCCCUGAUGCUGACGCUCAGGUCUGCAUGAAGUGUGGGGUCAAGUUUACYUUCACCAAGAGAAGGCACCACUGCCGCGCUUGUGGGAAGGUUUUUUGUGCCCUUUGUUCCAAUCUAAAGUUCAGACUUACACAUCUGGACGGCAAGGAGGGACGGGUCUGUGUUUCCUGUCAUUCAGCCCUCAUCAGAAGGACUCCCCCCGGGGGGAAAAGGAAAGUGUGGUUUGCAGAUGAGAUCCUCGCCAAUCAGCAGUCCGAGUCGGCCCCGACCACUCCAGUGAGGGGGCCCUCCUUCUCACCGCUGAUGAGGCGAGCCCUGGAGGAGCCUGAUAAAAGCCCUGUUGGAUCACCACAGGUCAGGAGAAGCUCCAGGACACACAGGUCGAUGAUCAGUGAGGCCUGUGGUCCUUAUGGUUGGGGCACCACAGCUUUAGUGAGCAACUCUGCCAACCUCAUUCCCUUGGAUGGUCUGCCACCAAUCCUCACCUCCACAGGAGUCAAAGGAGAUUACACUGUGGACGAGAAGCCUUCUGAGAUGCUGCUCAUCCAGGAGCUGGAGAGCGCCAGGUGCAAACCCGUGGUGUUCGUUCUCAACGCUAACCUGCUCGCCAUGGUCAACCUGGUCAACUACGUAAACAGGAAGUGCUGGUGUGUGACAACCAAGGGAAUGCAUGCUCUGGGCCAGGUGGAGGUGGUGGUGCUUCUUCAGUGUCUGCCUGAUGAAAAAAGCUUCCCCAAAGACAUUUUCAGUCACUUCAUCCAGCUGUACAGGGACUGUCUGGCAGGGAAGGUCGUAAAGCACCUGUCGCUCUUCCUGUUCGGCAGUCGAUUCUUAGGGAACCGCGAGCACGCCGGCUUCUUGUACGUUCAGUCCACUCUGCAGUCGCUUCAAGGUCUACCUCUGCCCAACCAGCCUUACCUCUUCGGCCUGCUGGUCCACAGAGCAGAAGUGGCCUGGGCCAAAGCCUUCCCCCUGCGCCUCAUGCUGCGACUGGGGGCCGAGUACAGAUUUUACCCAUGUCCCCUGUACAGCGUGAGAUUCAGGAAGCCCCUGUUUGGGGAAAUAGGUCACACCAUAAUGAGACUGUUAGUGGACUUUAGAAAUUACCGUUACAGCCUACCGAUGGUGGCGGGGCUCACUGUGGAUCUAGAAGCUCAAAGGACCCUGAUAAAGAUUCCAACCACCGGACAUAAUGAGUUAAUGAAGGCUUUGAAUAAGUGCAACGAGCACGUGCUGGCUUUAGGAGCGUCUUUCAACGACAGCGCAGACUCCCACCUGAUCUGUGUGCAAACAGAGGACGGCCAGUACCAAACCCAGGCUAUCAGCAUCCACAACCAGCCACGCAAAGUGACUGGAUCGUGCUUUUUCAUAUUCAGCAGUGCCCUGAAAGCGUCUGCAGGACACCUGGCCAAGUCCAGCAUAGUCGAGGAUGGGCUUAUGGUGCAGGUCACCGUGGAAACCAUGGCGGAGAUUCGCCGGUCGUUCCGGGAGAUGAAAGACUACACCGUCACAUGCGGGCAGCUCGACCAAUCAAAGAGCCAGGAGCUGGUUUGUUUACAGUGGGUGGAGGACAGAUGUGCUGUGAACAAGGGUGUCAUCAGCCCCAUUGAUGGAAAAUCCAUGGAGUCUGUUCGAAGUAAGAAGAUGUUCCAGAAGUCAGAAUACAAAGAAAACGGCAAAAUCAUCCGCUGGACAGAAGUGUUCUUCCUGCCGAGAGGCCGCGGUGUGAAAGGAGGAGCAACUGACUCGGCCGAACACAGCCGGCUGACGGAACGGAUAGCCCGGGCCUUCUGCCUGGCACUCUGUCCUCACCUGAAACUGCUGAAAGAAGACGGGAUGGCUAAACUGGGGCUGCGUGUCACGUUUGACACUCAAGAGGUGGGAUUUGUGGCCGGGAGCAACGGGCAGCCUCUCCCAGCUCAGUACCUCAACGCUCUGGACAGCGUUCUGAUCCCCGUCAUCCACAGCAGGGGCCGCACGAGGGGAGAAGAGCCCAUCAUUAUGGAGCUCAUCUUUUACAUCCUGGAGAACAUCACCUAAAGUCCACGCACUGCUCACAAGUUUGUCUCCGCUCUCCGAGCACGGCUCCAUCUUCAGUCUGACCAUCAGUUUCCAUUCCAAACCUGGAUCACAGCCGAGGUCCGAACCCUCCAAUCCCUUUAGGAGACGAGUGGUCUGACUCCUAAUUAAAAGAAAACACAGUAAAGCAUGAAACUAAAGAGGGACUGAUGAUCCGGUUCCAGGUCUURUACUGAAACACAAACGUCAUGGCUUAGCAUCAUUCAUGUCCCAUUAGAAGAAUCCUUUUGAAAUAUGGGCUGGAUUCAGAUCUGUGACCAUAAAGCAAAGASGAAAAUAAAUAGAAACUAUAAAUUGAUGAGUUUUAUGUAGUAGAUACGUAGCAGUUUUACACACUGGGUGAAUGUAAGGAAUGUUUUCAUACCGGAUGUGUUUCAUUUGACUGCUCAUGAAACAGAACGUCAGCUUGAAAUUAAACUUGCAACAAGGA
Messenger RNA from Austrofundulus limnaeus, 3304 nucleotides. It is a transcript of the gene zfyve9b, whose product is annotated as zinc finger, FYVE domain containing 9b. The record is from RefSeq and is a predicted model, not a curated record. Gene Ontology annotation, molecular function: metal ion binding. The transcript has 16 exons. Gene Ontology annotation, cellular component: early endosome membrane. Bases 58 to 2835 code for a protein of 925 amino acids. Gene Ontology annotation, biological process: endosomal transport. Lineage: Eukaryota; Metazoa; Chordata; Actinopteri; Cyprinodontiformes; Rivulidae.